CAUCCUACAUACAUACAUACAUACAUUCAUAUGUACAUAAUCACCAUUAAUGACUCGUGUAUUGCACGCAUUGGCUCGCGCCACUUUGGCCAGCAACUGGGCAAAAGUCACGAAAAAAAAAACAUUAACAAUUAAUUUUCGAAUGAAUACACCAUUAAAACAUUUAUUUGAAAUUUCUCAAACUUUCCCACACUCAAAUUCAGCUGUCGCAGGGUGCUUAGCACACUGCAGCAUUAGCAAGAACACAAACACACAGCAACAAACAAUUAUGCCAUUAUCCUGAAGUAACGACAACAAAAAAAUAACAUAGAAAAAAUCAUUAACAAUCUUCACUCGCGCACAUUGCGUAGGAGGAGCGCAUAAAUGCAGCUGUAAAAAAUGCAGCAGCAACAACAUGGCAAUCCAAUAAAUCGUAAAAGCAAACAUAACGCACGAAAAGCCCUAUAGAUCCUCACUAUUUAUGUACAUAUAUACAUACAUAUGAAUGUACAUGUGUAUGUAUGCAUUCUUAUUUGCUGGCGAAGCAAUGGAUCAAAAUACCAAAGCGUAAAAUAGCAGCAGCUGCAAAAUUUCAGAUCCUUAAAAAGGAGCAUGUGGCCAGCAUUAUAACAGCAAUGCUAGCAACAACAACGAACACAUGCCGAACGGAAAGUGCUGUGUGAGAAACUCACUUUCGACUUGGUUCCCACGCCACGAGCCAUAAGGCAGGUUUUCUUUUUCGUUUGUUUUUUUGCUCUUCAACAACGUAUUUUUUGUACGUCUCUUUGCAGCCAAGUGUCCUCGUUGUCAUUCAUUGCGGAGCAAUAUGUGCACACAUAAAUACUUGCUUAUUAAUAUGCGCUUACGUAUGUAUGUAUGUACAUACGUAAAUACGUACUUGGCUGUUAAUUCACUUUACACUCCAUCGCAUGAGGGUUGUUUGCUUGCUCUUUGCCAUAUCGAUUGACUUUAGAAGCGCAAAAAUAAAUGAGAGCCACGCACUUUGUAUCCUUGCUGCUAAGGGUUGAUCGCGCUCUCGAGUAUAAAAGCAAGCGCUCGGCAAGGAUAUGAUAACAUUUUCGUCCUAACCAACGAAACGUUAACAACCAGAAGCGAUAUAAAAUGGCACAACAAAGUAAAACUGAAAUUUAUUUGAAAGUGAAGAAACCACUAUUGGAGCGUCAACGACGUGCGCGUAUCAAUGACUGUCUGGAGUCGUUGAAGAAACUCGUAGCCGAAUUACAAGCGGAUGAUGCUGUUUUACGCAUGGACAAAGCAGAGCUGCUCGAACAAACGCUUGUUUUUGUGCGACAACAAUGCACGCGCGGUAGCAGUAAGGCACAAAAAAGCGCAAACGUAUCGAUGGAUGCAUUCCGUUAUGGUUACAUGAAUGCAGUAAACGAAGUGUCUCGUGCGAUGGCAUCAACACCUGGCAUGAGCAUAGAAUUGGGCAAAUCAGUAAUGACACAUUUGGGCCGGAACUAUAAUCGUCUAGAACAGCAGCAGACGCAGCAGGGGCUGCAACAACAACAACAGCGCCAACUAUACAUAGCUCAACCGCAGCAACAAGUGGUGCAUCAGCCGCUGAAAACCAUACACAUGCAGGCGCUAAGCAUUGAGUGUGCACCAUUGAGUCCAGCUUCUUCCGGCUAUCACAGUGACGGCGAGAGUCCAGCUGCCUCACCUGUUGCAGCAUCAACUCCGCAUACCGCCAGCCUUAAUAUAUGGCGGCCCUGGUAAAUGCCAGCAGAGACGCCGCUGUGCCAAUAAGUAGAUGGAGAGCACAACAGAGAGACUAUGGUUCCUGCCACCAGCUGUGAUACUAAGCUGUGAUGUUUUAUU
This is a messenger RNA of Rhagoletis pomonella (apple maggot), 1821 nucleotides long. It is a transcript of the gene E(spl)m8-HLH, whose product is annotated as enhancer of split m8 protein. Gene Ontology annotation, biological process: regulation of transcription by RNA polymerase II; regulation of neurogenesis; anterior/posterior pattern specification. The coding region runs from base 1102 to 1719 and encodes 205 amino acids. Lineage: Eukaryota; Metazoa; Arthropoda; Insecta; Diptera; Tephritidae. Gene Ontology annotation, molecular function: protein dimerization activity; DNA-binding transcription factor activity, RNA polymerase II-specific; RNA polymerase II cis-regulatory region sequence-specific DNA binding. The transcript has a single exon. Gene Ontology annotation, cellular component: nucleus. The record is from RefSeq and is a predicted model, not a curated record.